UAUUCAGUGCGCACUUGGUUAUAGAACGAAACAGUUCGUCCGCUGGUAAAUUGUGAUACUUCUCGUGUGGGCGUGGCAAUACUAGUGAUGAGCAACUGCCACAGGCUGCCGCUGCUGCUGCUCCUGCUGCUGCAAUCUCUGGGCUGGCUGCAAGCUCGUCGUGGCUUCGGUGCCGGCGAACAGGACUGGGCCUAUGUGGAGGUGCGAGAGGGCGCGCACCUCUUCUACUGGCUGCACUAUACCACAGCGAAUGUGAGCUCGUAUACGGAACGUCCGCUGGUCAUUUGGCUGCAGGGCGGGCCCGGUGUCGCCUCGUCUGGCUGCGGCUGCUUUGAGCAGCUGGGCCCCGUCGACAUCGAGGGCAAGCCGCGUGCCAGCAACUGGGUGCAGCAUUUCAAUGUGCUGUUCAUCGAUAGCCCAGUGGGCACGGGCUACAGCUACGUGGAGCCGCACGGUCACUAUGCCAAGCACAACAAUCAAAUAGCCAAAGAUCUGGUCAAGCUGAUGCGUGCCUUCCUGCACAGUCAUCCGGAAUUUCGGCGCAUGCCGCUGCACAUCUUCUCCGAGAGCUAUGGCGGCAAAAUGGCGCCAGAAUUCGCGCUCGAGCUGCAGCUGGCCAAGCAGCGUAGCAUUCUCGAGUGUCAACUGCAUUCGGUUGUCGUUGGCAAUCCGUGGACCUCGCCCCUGGACAGCACCCUCUCCUAUGCACCCUACCUGCUGCAGCUGGGCAUCGUGGAUCACGAGGGCUACAGCAGCAUCGCCCACGCGGCCGCCAAGGUGGCCAGGCUGCUCUACGAUGGCAAAUGGCUCCAGGCCAUGGAUCAGAGCAUCCAGGAAGUGAUCGAGAAGUACACUGGAGGCGUAUUCCUCUACAACACCCAGCGUCGUGUUCAUAUCAACGAUGUCUAUCGCUACGGCGAGGACCCCAAGCUGAGGGAAUUCAUGAUCAACAAUGUCACGCAGGCGCUGAAUCUGACCCACAUGUCCGAGUGGAUGUCCCAGAACGCAACGGUCUUCAUCAAACUGGGCCACGACAUCUUUAAGCCAGCGGUGCACAUAGUUACGCGACUGCUGAAUGAGACACCGGUGCGCGUGGGCGUCUACUCGGGCAUGCUGGAUCUGCUGUGCGCGACACCUGGCACCGUCAAUUGGAUCAAUCGCAUGAGAUGGCAUCGCAAGGAUUUGUACGUAAGCGCCACACGUCGCCCCAUGCGCAUCGAUGGCAUGCUGGAGGGCUAUGAGAAGCAGGGCGGAGGCUUCAGCAUGUUCUGGGUGUAUCGCGCCGGCCAUCUGGUGCAGCAGGACAAUCCUGCUGCCAUGUCGUAUAUACUGCGUGAAUUUACGGGCUUCGGAUGAGAUUUCACUGUUCUAUAUGUCUGGCUAAUAAAGUACGAUA
Molecule: messenger RNA, 1396 nt
Organism: Drosophila arizonae
Lineage: Eukaryota; Metazoa; Arthropoda; Insecta; Diptera; Drosophilidae
Product: retinoid-inducible serine carboxypeptidase
Biological process (GO): proteolysis
Molecular function (GO): serine-type carboxypeptidase activity
Source: RefSeq, a predicted model, not a curated record